Molecule: messenger RNA, 1932 nt
Organism: Cyphellophora europaea CBS 101466
Lineage: Eukaryota; Fungi; Ascomycota; Eurotiomycetes; Chaetothyriales; Cyphellophoraceae
Exons: 1
Coding region: 1-1932 (643 amino acids)
Biological process (GO): regulation of DNA-templated transcription
Molecular function (GO): DNA-binding transcription factor activity, RNA polymerase II-specific; zinc ion binding
Source: RefSeq, a predicted model, not a curated record
AUGGCCGAUGAUGACUCGGACGCGAAUUAUGUGGACGAUCGCCCUCCAGCAAUAGCCAGGACGUCUCCCACCACCGACGACAACUUCAAUAAACGCCCAGACACAUAUUUGACGCGGCCGAAUCGCUAUUUCGGCCCAGAAUCUACAUGGCUUACAUGGACUGAGCAGGAUCGGCUCGCCGCGCACUCGCUCGACCAGGCUCGCUCUGAAAAUCUGGGCCUUCACCUAUUCAACGCGCAUGCACUCAAGCGGAAAGCUGACGCCCAAUUGCCAAUCGGCAGAAAGUCCGAGAAGGGGAAGAGAAGAGCCUCAUCGGCGACUAGCGACAGCGAGCAUGUACCGCAGGGCCUCCGAGUGCCUCGUUACUGGACGGCUUGGCCACUCAGGCCUGAUGAUGUGCCGCGAGAAUCUGAGGAGACCUUUGCGAAAGGCGAUAGCAGCUUCCCUGCAGCUCGUGACCCACAGCCGAGUGAAGACCUACAGGAUUGUCUCAUUGCGAUCACUACUCGGCUGGCACGCGAGCGAUGGAGGAGUCGCGAGUGGGAGGCGGAGUUGCCCAAGAACACAGCUGUCAAGAUCGAGCAGGGCAUCUCCAGCGGAAAGCCUGCUGGACUAAAGCCAGAAUCCGACAUGUCUGAUGCAGCGGAAACGUUGAGCUCUGGCCCAGAGUCCGACUCCGAUGAUGGACAUCCAGGCAUCCGUUCUCAGGUUUAUCUUGCAGAAGAGGAUGUAAUCGAACAUGAACCCGAGGGCUCGGACCCCAAGACAGAUGAUUUCCCUCUAGAGAAGGAAGAGGACCAAGUUCCAUCACCAAUCGUCGAUGAUGACAAGGCUAGACGAGUGCUACUUCCGAGCACGAGACAUAAUUUGAGCAAGCUUGAUGACCUUUUGGUGGGGUUGCAUAAGGCAAGACGCGCAUAUGCAUCGAAGAGAACACGAGCUCGCAGAUCUAGCACUACUAGCGAUGCGGACGAACACCAGCCGUCAACACCAACCACAACACGGCGCUCAAGAUCGCGGCGAAGGAUGCGGUCGGCCUCUCGGGCCUCCGAGACCUCAAUAGAUAGCAUGAAUACUGGCAUCUCUGCUACAUCGAAGCAGAAGCUCCAGCUGAGAGACUGGAGCGAUGUUUUAGGUAUGGCUGCGCUGACUGGAUGGGAUCUGCAAGUGGUGCAACGUGCGAGCGAGAGGUGUGCGAGGCUGUUUGAGGAGAAUAUGCUCUUUCGCACGUUCCAUGAAGGCAGUCGUGCUACGAAUGAAAAGUCGAAUUUUACCGAACAUCACGCUAUCAAUGCCGAGGGAGAUUCAGACGACGAGGAAGAAGAAGAGGCGACAACACAACCACUGCUACGGAUUUCAGGAGCUUGUGAUGCUUGUUCAAGGCGCAGGGAAAGCUGCGAUCCUGCCGAUCCUAGGCCCGGAUCAGGCCUUUGCAGGCGAUGUGUUGAUCAUGGACUUGUCUGCUCGGGCAUAGUCACUGAAUUGGUGCCUCGAGGAACGGCCUGUCCAUUUCGCUUCUGCGAGCGACAUCGAAAACCUUUCAAGAAGGCUUACCAUCUUCAACGCCACCUGGAAUCGGCCCAUGGGGGGGACCUUCCGGCGGCAUCUUCUUCCCCUGCCAGAUCCCCAGCAAGUGAUGGUUGUCUUGUCUCUGCUGAUCAGUACACAUGUCCGGUAGUGAGCUGCCCGCGCCAUGGAAAACCUUUUAACGAGGGCGCGAAACUAUACCGGCACAUCAGGAACAUGCAUCCGGAAGUAGAUGUCGAAGAGGUCAAGCGACUGGAAACGCAGCGCAGAGGGGAGAGGCGAGGUCGCUGGCGCGACGAGCGUCGCCGCCGCAUCGGUGUGAGAAGUAGGUCGAAAAGCCUAGGAGCACCCUCGAGCCCUUCUAAAGCCGUCGAUACUGGCGGCGAGGAAUUGAAGGAUGACUAA